AUGGCAGGAUUGCAGAGUGCUUUAGCGUAUCGACUUGCUUUAGUUGACCAAGAAAGGCAACAGCAACAACGAGGGUAUGAUUUCCUGCGGCGGUCCCUGCUCCAUAAGGUUGUUGCUGCAUGUGCUCAGGGAGGCUCAGCAGCCAAACUCGAUCGCCACGGAGGUCGGGUCUCGUCGAGUGACGAACUGGUUAUUAGGGAUGAACGUGGGAUUGCCAGUAUUGGUGAUAGCGAUGUAGUGUCUAAUGCGGGGGAUGACAUGACGGGUGUCAGUGUUUCGUCACAAUGGCCCAGUCCAGAUGAGGAAACGGAGGAGCCUCCUUCACGGAAGUUGUUGGGCUUCCAAAGUACCCCUAUGGAGUCCGUCGGUGCGAAAGGCAAGAAGCGCGAGGAGGGAACUUUUGGUGCAGGGGUGUUGGAGACCACCGGAGGGCGCUUGCAGGGCUUGGACGAUUCCGAUGUAGUUCCGAGUUUCCGUCCCACUAUUUCGCUAGUCUCAGCCAGACUGGCGCGACAACGGCGGUUGAAAGAUCGUGCGGAGGGUUUACCCAUUUCAGAGUACCUUUUUCAGCGAGGUAAGGCCACUAACAGGGUCGGCAAGCAAGAGCAAGGUGAGACUGUCCGUGCACAUGCGGAUCCCACAGUAGCAACGAGGGUGAGAAAGGUGACCUUCACAGCUUCUACCGUGGAAAGACUGUACUCAAACCCAAAGGGGAAGCAAGGGAACGACACUCAACAUAGAAAGCAGCAGUUACAGGAUAUCUCCCCGACCGAUAUAGAUCUUCGCUUUCAUCCGUUGAUAUCGGAGAGGGCAGCGAAGCUACAGAGGGGAACGAGCAGAAAGGUGCAUGAUGACCUAUACGAACAUGGAGUCCGAAGGCAACUACAGAAGAAUUGCGCUCAGCCGCGGAACGAACCCUCGUUUCACCCUACCAUUAACCAGGUGAGCGAGAUGAUUGUUAGGGGGUUGUCCAACCCUGCCGUAGCGGGGCUGACGUAA
Messenger RNA from Trypanosoma brucei brucei TREU927, 999 nucleotides. RefSeq lists its product as hypothetical. The transcript has a single exon. NCBI's taxonomy places the organism in Eukaryota, Euglenozoa, Kinetoplastea, Trypanosomatida, Trypanosomatidae. The record is from RefSeq and is a predicted model, not a curated record. Bases 1 to 999 code for a protein of 332 amino acids.